Molecule: messenger RNA, 297 nt
Organism: Trifolium pratense (red clover)
Lineage: Eukaryota; Viridiplantae; Streptophyta; Magnoliopsida; Fabales; Fabaceae
Product: probable polygalacturonase
Exons: 3
Coding region: 7-297 (96 amino acids)
Biological process (GO): carbohydrate metabolic process
Molecular function (GO): polygalacturonase activity
Source: RefSeq, a predicted model, not a curated record
GAGAUUAUGUAUUCUGAUCAAAUCCAAAUAUCAAAUCUCACUUUGAUCAACUCUCCAUCAUGGUUUGUCCAUCCAGUUUACAGCAGUAACAUAAUUGUAAAUGGACUUACCAUUCUUGCACCACUGAAUGUUCCAAACACAGAUGGAAUCAAUCCAGAUUCAUGUACUAAUGUUAGAAUUGAAGACAACUAUAUCGAAUCUGGUGAUGAUUGUAUUGCGAUUAAAAGUGGAUGGGAUCAGUAUGGAAUUAAAUUCGGAAAGCCAUCAGAACAUAUCAUCAUAAGAAGGAUAAAAUGA